GACUCGGUUCGGUUCGGGCGCGCGCGGAGUCGGGCGACCGCGGCCGAGCGAGGCGGUUGCACGAGCUGGUACGAACAACCAGUGUGUGGGACACGGCCGCAUGAUGCGGUCGUUUUGUCUGUAACGCGUCGUCGCGCGUCGUCGUCGUUGUCGUCGGAAGCUUCACGUGGAACAUCGUAACGUUUGAGCGCAACGAACGGGUCCCGACGAGCGACGAGGAGUAACGAACAAGCAAGAAAGACUAGUGCGGAGUUCCCGCAGCCCCCUCCCCCUCAAAAUGUGGAGUCCGACGCAUGUUCAAGUGACAGUUCAGAGGGCCAAGGACUUGCUGACCAAAGGGAAGCACAAGACCAACGACUGUUUCGUGACGAUUGCCCUCGGUAAGGAAAAGUACCAGACGUCGGUGAAGGAGAAGGCUACCAAGGACGUGGAAUGGCACGAGGAAUGCGAGCUGCUGAUCCCGGAGCAGGGCAACACCGCGGAGAUCGUCCUCACGGCUUUGCACCGCAACUUCCUGGGUGUCGACGAGUUUCUCGGCACCGUCAGCGUACCACUCUCCAGCUUUGACGUGUACGAGAGACCUAGGAACAGAUGGUAUACUCUUAACAGCAAACCAGGCAAGGAGAACACGAAAGAGAGAGGCGAACUCGAAGUGAAGAUUGGUUUCAUCGUGAAAGCUGGGAGUCUGACUGAUCUAAGUAAGAAAGAGCGGCACAAGAGCUCGCUGGGCCAACUGUCAAGCGCCGCGCAGUCGAUCGGCGGCAGUUUGCUCAGUAUCGGCAGCCUCGAGAAGCGCAAAGGCCUCAAAAAGCUGGCCAAGUCGAUCGGGAACAAAGUCAAAGGCAAGAGCAAGAACCGACUCGACGGAGAUAAUUUGAGCGAGAAAGCGGAAGAUCAAUUCAGGAUCACGAGACAGGAACCGGGCGAAGCUGACCCUGGAGUGAUCAGCGAGGACGAAGAUGAGUUCACGUUUGACGAUUUAUCUCACAAAAGCUCGGCAUCGUCGCUGAAUGCACCCGUGCCGAAUACCGUGAGCAGCGGCAACCCCAACGGAAUAUCAAAUGGCUCACAGAAUAACGUAUCCAGUGAGGUACACCAUACACCUCCAGCACCGACCAAUGCUGCACCAAGCAAACCACCGCGAUUUACUAUGAGCGCGUCCGCUACGAAUCUGUCAAAGGUCGACAAUUUGACAAAGGAUGAUGAAUGGGGCUUGAAGUUGUAUGGCAAGCAGGCGAGCAGCAUUCCUAAAAGGUGGGAAAGCAAGCCUAAGAUCGUGGUGGACGAACAUCAAGAAAACAAGCGCGAAAACGCGUCGCCGGCUCGUUCGCCAGUCGCUUCGCCGGUCGUUUCGAGAUUGAGAGAUCCACCGGAACCGCCCUGCCCGGCACCGAGAGAGAUCCUCUAUCCGAAGAACAAGGAGCUCGCCACGAGCAAGGAGAAACUCGCGAAGGAAGACAAGCCGAAGGAUAAGAAGGACGAUAAGCACGGGCCGCGAAGUCCCAAGGAAGAGAAGCACGCGAAAAAGGACAAGAAAAAGGAGAAGGAAAACAAGUUUAAAGAUGCCAACGAUGAGAAUCACCUGUCUUCCGAAAGAAUCAUUAUCGGCGGCGAAGAUGCAAAGAACGCCGUGAAUUUGAAGAGUCGUUUACCGCACGAAGUCCUCAAUCAAUUCGAGGGAAAAUCGAGAGAGGACUUGAUAGAACUGGCGUUGCAGCUGCAGACACAAGUCACGGAAAAGAACAAGCGACUUACCGAUCUAGAGGAUUACAUCGACGCGCUGCUGUUACGUGUAAUCGAAUGUUCCCCGCGACUGCUUCAAAACCCGUAUCAGAGGCGACUGUCAUCUCCCGGGCAUCAGUAGAUUGUUAAUUUUCGAAGCUCGGAGCUCUCCUGUUUCUAUUUAGGGGUCAUGAUAUAUAAUACCUUAGUACCUUAAUAUCUUAGUGAUACCUUCUUUUUUAGACAUGACUGACAAGUCGCAUUUGUUAUUAAUGUUGCCUCGUAUUCUAAUUUAUUUUCUCUCGCGAGUUAACGGCUUGGAGAAAGGGAUGUAACAUUUUCGCGCAGCAGCGUUGCAUAAAUCCGACUCCCCGUAAUUUAUUUAUGAAUCUUGCGAAUGUCGAACCAAGCAAAUAAGAUAAUUUAUCGAAGUCCAGGUUCAUGUCGCUGCGAACGCAAAAGGACGCCUAGUAGAAAAUGGUUUGUGGUCCCGUAAUUCCUCGUCUUCCUCCAGUAUAUCGGUAUCAUAACGUCAGAGUACGUUCAAAGGCUUACAUUGGUUCGCGCUUAAGAUUUCCGUCCAGUUGAUUCUUUGCCAGGAAACCAGCGAACAAACGACUGUAUUUCUUUACACUAUUACUUGUUAUUGCAUAAGCGAUCUAUCUCUAUUUUGUAAGCUACAUAAGAUCCCUAAUGGAGCGAGAAAUUCUUCCAUGCGAGAUCUGCGCGCGAGAUUCAAUGCUCUGCAGAAAAAGAAAAUACGUGCCUUGUUAACUGGCGCAUUAUUGUUAAAUAAAGAUAAUAUCAAAUGUUCAGUAUGGUGCAUUUAGAUUUUAACUUUUAGAAUUUUAUAAUUUUUCAUGAUGCUGAAUGCCUAUGUAAAUAUAUUAGAUGUUAUCUUACCAUACUUUUACCAAUUAUCUACAACAAUGAUUAAAACCUACUGUUUUUUGGAUCAUCCUUUUUCUUUUAUUAUUUUCUAUUACUAUUUAUAUUAUUACAAUGGUCGAUUGUUUCGUCUAUUUUUUUUUAUAUUGAAAUAUAAAGGUAUGCAAUGCCACAAGAACUAGCAUAUACUAUCUUAUUACAUCAGUGCAUAUAAGGUAUUCUUAAACGAAAUUACAAUUAAAUUAAAUAAUACUUAUAUUAACUAAAAUUAAAUUAAAUAGUAUAUAAUUAUAUAAUUACUACAUAGGAGCGUACAUAUGUAUGGUGGUACGUGGUACACCUUGUAUCAGCCAAUAACAAGUUAAAUCACCGACAAUAAGUUAAUCAAGGCAAUAGCAAAAUUGUAUUAUAUUGCAUACAUGCAUGUAUGUACAAGGCACUGGCAUGAAACAAAGACGUAGGAUAUUUUUUUAAAGAUACAGACAGGACGCCCUGCGGCUUUCAAACUCGAAUACCAGCAUUGUCGGUAAUCUUUGCUGCAGCAGUUUCAAUACGCUAUACAUAUAUCGUUUAUCCGGCCUAAAGUCCUAUCGAUCCUAUAGAGACCGGUUAAUCAGGAGUUUAUUGUAUAUUGGUCGGUAACUGACAUAUCGAUAUCAAUAGCUGAUAUUAUCCAACGAUUUAUUUUAUACAUGUAAAACCGAAUUUGUAAAUUGCAAUUUUUCAGUAAAGUACAGUUGAAUCGUU
Ooceraea biroi (clonal raider ant) is the source of this 3357-nucleotide messenger RNA. RefSeq names its product Rab11 interacting protein (gene Rip11). Gene Ontology annotation, cellular component: intracellular membrane-bounded organelle. The record is from RefSeq and is a predicted model, not a curated record. Lineage: Eukaryota; Metazoa; Arthropoda; Insecta; Hymenoptera; Formicidae. Gene Ontology annotation, biological process: regulated exocytosis. Gene Ontology annotation, molecular function: small GTPase binding.